CUUUAGCAGGUAUACUGUCAUUUAAAACAUUUAUGAAGAUUGGGUGCAGCUAUUCAAUGUUUUGAAACUGACAACCGGCGCACACAUUUAUGGUUUAAAUGCUAGUCUAGUACUCAAAUCAUAAAUAUAACGUAACGUAUUAAACCUAGAUUAACUUCGGAAAAGUACAUUUGUUAUCUAUAGAUGACACAUUUUGUAAAGCAGUGUCAGUCUGCGCGACAUCGACUCUCAGGUUGAUGAUAUUUAGUCACUAUAGCAGCAAUAAUUGGUAACGGACAUCAGCCACCAUGGCCAUACACAUACCAGGUCUUAUUGCUAUAAUCAUCUUCUACCUGCUUAUUCUUGCUGUUGGAAUAUGGGCUGGAAGAAAGACCAAGAAUCAGACUGGCAAGAAUGCUAACUCUGAGAAUGUCAUGCUCGCGGGCAGGAAUAUCGGGCUUCUGGUGGGAGUCUUCACCAUGACAGCUACCUGGGUUGGGGGAGGAUUCAUCAAUGGAACAUCAGAGGUCAUUGUGAGGCAGGGCUUUGUGUGGUGUCAGGCCCCCUUCGGCUAUGCAGCGUCCCUUAUCUUUGGGGGUUUCUUCUUUGCGAAGAAGAUGCGAUCGCAGGGAUAUGUGACGAUGCUUGACCCGUUUUCACAGAAGUAUGGUGAGCGUAUGGGCGGGUUGCUGUACAUCCCUGCCCUGCUGGGCGAGGUCUUCUGGUCAGCAGCUAUCCUCGCAGCUCUCGGUGCCACAUUGUCAGUGAUAUUGGAGCUGGACACUAAGAUCUCUAUCGUCAUCUCCUCCUGUAUCGCUGUGUUCUACACGCUCUUUGGGGGCCUGUACUCUGUGGCGUACACAGACGUCGUGCAACUCAUCUGUAUAUUUGUAGGCUUGUGGGUAUCCAUUCCAUUUGCGUUCACUGCGGCGCCAGUGAGCAGCAUACAGACCCAUGCCCAGGAAACGUGGAUCAAGAGCAUGGACGGCAAGUACGCUGGCCAGUACAUCGACAGCUAUCUGCUCCUCAUCUUUGGUGGUAUUCCUUGGCAGGUAUAUUUCCAACGGGUCCUAUCAUCUAGUACUGUGCGCAAUGCCCAGCUGUUGUCAUACAUAGCUGCAUUUGGAUGCGUCAUCAUGGCUAUUCCCUCCAUUUUGAUUGGAGCUGUUGCCGCCAAUACAGACUGGAACAUGACUGAAUAUCGUCACCGGGACCGUCUGGUGAACGGUACCUUAGCACCGGAAGACUAUAACCUUGUGCUGCCCCUUGUACUGCAGUAUCUGACCCCACCUGCAGUGGCAUUCUGUGGGCUUGGAGCAGUGUCCGCAGCAGUGAUGUCAUCUGCAGACUCUUCAAUUCUCUCAGCAAGCUCCAUGUUUGCUCGUAACGUGUAUAAGCUUGUCUUUAGGCAGAAGGCAUCAGAAAACGAGGUGUUAUGGGUAAUGCGGGUGUCUAUUUUUGGUGUGGGAGUGUUAGCCACACUGAUGGGAAUAACGGUGGACUCAAUCUAUGCACUGUGGUUCCUGUGCUCCGACCUGGUGUUUGUUGUGCUCUUUCCCCAGCUGUUGUCCGUCAUCUACAUUCGCUGGACAAACACCUACGGCUCCCUGGCUGCCUACAUAGUGGGUCUCUUCUUCCGGUUGGCUGGCGGGGAAGCUGCAUUGAAGAUUCCAGUUCUCAUCAAAUAUCCUUUCUACAGUGAAGAAGAUGGGCAAUUGUUCCCUUUCAAAACGCUCUGUAUGCUUAUCUCCUUGAGUACUAUACUCCUCGUUUCGUAUCUUACCAAAUACGUAUUUGAACAUGGCAUCCUUCCUCCUAAAGCUGACAUCUUUAUGUGCGUUGUGAACAUUCCUGAUGAAGCGAUCGCCCUCAAAAACACAGAGCAUCGUGAAGGCAUGGCCAUAACGCCGAUUGACGAGCACAAUGGGAAAAUCAAUCCAGCAUUGAAAUUUUCAUCAGAAGAUCUUCUUACAAUAAAGGCAGAGGAUACCACAGGAAGCAAAAUUUCAGAGGACGGGCAUCUGGAUAUUAAAUGAAUUUCUUGAAGUACCUUUCGAAAGGAUGUUGCAAAUCCGAUGACUUGAAUGUAUUCAAAAGUCAGUGAAUAAUGUAAUUGAAUAAAUGGAAGAUUUCGUUAGUUUAUUAGUAGCAAUAUAAUUGUGUAGUACAAAUUGUUCGACAUCAUCAGUCCUGUACAAUUGUUAUGUACAUAUUAUGAAAACCUAUUAAUAUGUGAUCUAAAUUUGUUCUCCAAAGGAUUUUCAGUUUUGAGUUUGACUAUUCACUGAAUGGUCUGAGCUAUACCACUCACCUUAUUGUUCGCACUGCCAUCAGCAUCUGCAUAAUUGUCUGGUUUAGGUAAAAGCGCAGCAUAAACAUUUCACUGUUUCUAUUACAGAUAAUUACUUGAAACUUCAUACACGUGUUCCCUGUUAUUGUGUCUAGUUACUUACCAAUUUCAAUACCUCAAAUUAAAAUUAAGCAGAAUCUUGGGAUAACAACUCCAUAUCUUUAUAUCUAUCAAGAUAUUGAAAUAAAACUGUACAUAUGUACAGGAAUGUUUUGAACAGUCACUUACAAAGACCUUUAAAUGUGACCAGCUUUAAGCAGGAUUGUGCCCCUUUUGUACUUCAGAAGGUUAUGGUUUGCACGACAGAUGAAAUUCAGGUUAAGGUUUGCAUAUGAGACAUACAUAUCUCUUAAACAACUUCAAAUAUUCAGGUGUAUCUAAAAGCAUGUUUUGGGAUCAUCAUUGGAGGUUUUUAACCGAAGCCCAUAACUCUUACCUGCAAUUUAGCAGAAUUAUAUCCUUUUUGUAUUUAGAAAUUCAGGUUAAUACUUGUGUGCAAAAACUCCAGAUCUACAUGUUUUCAACAGAUAUUGAAAUAAAACUUGACACGUGUGUUCAGGGUUAUUAUACACAGUAACUGACCAAGACCUAUAUCUGUGACAGCCUUUUAGCAGAAUAUUUCCCGUUUUGUAUUUAGAUAAGUCAGGUUAAGAUUUGUAUGAAAUUCAGGUUAAACUUUGUAUGCAACAAGUGCAUAUCUCUUUAACUUUUACUCACUAGCAAUUUAAUUUCAUCGUCACACUUUUCUUCUUAAUGAUCAUGCAAGGCCACUGACCAAGGCCCAUAACGACAUACGGUAAUUUAGCGGAAUUAUGGCCCUUUUUGUACUUGGAAAAGUUAUGUUGACGUUUGCAAGUGGCACAACUCCGUAUCUUUAUGUCUACAACAGAUAUUAAAACUUUACACAUGUUUUCAGGGUCAUUAUUAUUGUCACUGACCAAAAUCUAUGACAGCCUGUAAGCUGACUUCUGUCCCCCUUUUUAUUAUGUCCCCCACCACUAUAGUGGGGGACAUAUUGUUUUGCCCUGUCUGUUGGUUGGUUUGUUGGUUUGUUUGUUUGUUUGUGCAAACUUUAACAUUUGCCAUAACUUUUGCAAUAUUGAAGAUAGCAACUUCAUAUUUGACAUGGAGCUGCACAUUUUGAGUGGUGAAAGGUCAAGGUCAUCAUUCAAGGUCAAAGGUCAAAUAUAUGGGUCAAAAUAGCUCAUUUAAUGUACACUUUUGCAAUAUUGAAGAUAGCAACUUCAUAUUUGGCAUUCAUGUGUAUCUCAUGGAGCUGCACAUUUUGAGUGAUGAAAGGUCAUGGUCAUCAUUCAAGGUCAAUGGUCAAAUAUAUGUUUCACAAACACAUCCCUUGUUUACUUCAAAAAGUCAAUUAAAGGUAUGCAUGCAAGAUGAAGUUUAAGGUUAGGUUUGUGUGCAACACAUACGUAUCUCAGUAGCUACUACAAAUAUUAAUUUGAAACUAAGGAUCAUGUUGUGAGGCCACCUACCAAUUUCUAUAACUCUGGUCUGCAAUUAUUCCCCUUAUUGUAAAUGGGAAAUUCUGUUAAAUGUUUGCAGGAAAUAUUGUGCAGAUAUUUUGUAAAUCUAGGUUACAAGCUGAUAUAGCAAAGGAUUGCAUUUUGUGCCAUUGUUGUCAAGGUCACUGUAAUGAAAACUAUUAAAAGAUGUUCUGCUAAAUAACUUUAGUUUGGAUGAAGGUAUUUUGUGUACUGGUAAUUUGGUGUGAAGUUAUAGCUUACUUGCACACCUAUGUUUGGAUAGAGGUAUCGUGCUGUAAUUUUGCGCGUAUUGUGGCUUACAAUAAGGCCUAGGGCUAGGGUAUGAUUGCAUUUGAGGCCAGGUGGGUCAAGGCCAAAGUUAUUUAAAAAGUUGAAAGAUUUUGUUGUGUACUUUAAAUGUGGAUAUAUGUAUUGUGCUGUAUAUCUGUGUGUAGGUAACUUUAGUUCAGACCUUCUUGGCAAAUUUAAUUAAAUUCAACUCAAUUCAUUGGGAAAAAGUAAAAAAUGUAUGGCAUGGUUAGUCUCACGUUUUAUUUACUUUAUAAAUGUUUUGCCUUUAUGAAGUUUACAUUUACUAUGUAACUUCUACAGAUGUGUCAUAGUGGUUGUUAUAAUAUGUUACUGAUAGAAAAUAUGUACAUUUUACUAUCAAAGUGAAAGUAAAUUCGAGUGUGCUGUCGUGUGACAGAUCUUGAUUUUAUGCAUUUAACCUAAUUAUUGUGUUAUUUAUCAGGUUAGUUCAUCAUAUCAGUUUUAUUAUUGAUGAAUUAUAUUUAUUAUUGUUAAUACUUUGACAUUGUUUGUUUUGAUAAAAUUGUUCAUGUCUCAUUUUUGUUAAAGAUUUUUAGACAUAGUUUUUAUAGAGAAUAUUAUGGUUAAUACAUGUUUGAUGGUAUUGUAAAUCUUUUGUCUCUGAAUGCAUUUAAUGUUACACUUUCAAAUAUUUUGUAAAUGAAAAAAAAGGUAGUCGCACCAAGGCCAGUUUAUAUAUAACUUAUGUCUUUUUCCCAUACACGGCUAGUAUUUAUGUAUAUAUGUAGAAUUUCAAUAAUUGUGCCACUGUUAGAUAAUGGAGAAAAUUUAUGACACAAUUUAUUCAUGGCACAGUUAAGUGUCUUUACCCAUUUUGAAACUCCUAGAAUCUGCUUUUUGUAACAAAUUGUGUUUAGUCGCUGAUGGUUUGCAUGGUCAGAUCUUAACGGAAAAGAUGACUACUCUUUAUGUGCUUGCCCACUUUGAAGUCAUAUCCUAUUUACUUGUCUUUGUUCUACAAAUCCUAUGAUUGUAUGUUAAAUUUGAGUUCCUGUCACAUAAUUAACUUAUGUAGGGAUCAUUUCUACAGCCAUUCCUCCCUACCCCAUAUUAAGGCCAGUUGUCAGUUCAUGGCACAAGUAUGUGCACUAUAAAGUACUGGUACACAACAUUACCCAGGAAAAGUUUAAGUAUAUUAACCAUGAUAUAAGUAAAUGUUGAAUCAAUAUGCUCCAGCUAGUCAUAGACUAAAGUUAGUAGCAUCUCGCAGCCCCAAUGUCCCAUCCUGCCCGCUUGAAUUUUUGCCAUGCCCUUUUUAAAACUGAUCAAUUGCAAUACAGAUUUUAUUAAAAGUGUCAAUCUCAAUUUAUGUUUGAAAUAAAUGAUAAUUUAAUUAUUAUAGAAAUAUAUUUCUCUGUUCAUAUAAUAUUACAUAUAUAGACAUGAUUUAUUGAAAAUAUGGCACAAGAAUAUAAUAACUGGGUACGCUAGAGUGCCCUUUUGACAAAAGAGAUUUCCCUGCGCUUCAAAUCCUAUUUGUUGCUCUAACUUAAUGAUGGAGAAAUUGUAUACCAGUGAACUAACUUGUAUAAGGCAUGACAAGUUUUACAAAUAACUUGCUAAUAAAUCUGGGUUCUUAAGAAGCAAGGUCAUCUCUGGAAUGACGCAUGUCCUGUAUCUUGCACUAUGUUGCAUCAUCCAACUUUUGCCUAAGUUUUCUAGACGUAAAUGAUUGAUUUAAAAAGCACACACGGCUGAGCAGCUUUUUUGCUGCUCUGUACAUAUAUUUUUUCAUGAAACUUUAAACAAUGUAUUUGGUUCUUGCAUUUUACAUUUUAAUGUAUUUGAAUGUGAAUGAUGCACAUAAGUAAAAUAAUGUAAUAGGUUCAUGAUAAAUUUAUCAAAAUUGAUAAAUUGUGUUCAAUACUGUGAUAUAUUUGGACUCCCAGACAGCUGGCAUAUCCACAUUAGACUUGCCUGUUGGCUUGUUCAAAAUGGUAUGUGAGCUGUGUGCUCCAAAUAUAUCACCAUAUUGUACACAAUGCAGUUAAAUAUCUUAAUAAGAUGACCGAGUUCAAAUGAUUCUUUGGAAUUUCUUGUUUUUUUAACCAGUAAAACAAAUUGUCCCCUUUGAUAAAUGUCACUCAGAGACAUAUUGAUUUGGAGAAAACUUACAUUCUGUAAAUCACACAGCACAAACUUCAUAGAACACAUUGCUGUAACCAUUAAAUUAAGUAUGUAUUAAUAAGAAUACUGUGUACUGUAUGGCAUACUUGAUAUUUAUGUGAUUUUCUCCUUCUUACUGCAAUUAAAUUAGAUAUAUAGUUCUAUUUUGUUCUGUUACUCGAGAAUAACAUGACGGCUGUGUCAAUUGAUUGUGCACAAUCAUGCAAUAAGUUGUAAAGCUCUCUACAUAAUAUGAAACUUAAUAUGUUAGCAAGACAUAAACAUGAUUCACAACAUUCAACAGCAAAAUAUAACAUUGGAACAAUUUGAAGACAAUUUCUCUGAUUGCAUUGAACACAUUCACAUUUAUUGUCAUCUUUCGAUUUCAUUUAGUGUGAGUACUUGUAAUUAUGAUUUAUUGUAAAGGAUAUUGCCUAAUCCUGCUUUAUUUUGUUUCAGUGAAAAUAUACAAUCGAUUUUAUAACCAACACCAUUUAAAUGCCAAAUCAUGAAUUUUGUAAGUAUUUGUCUUAAUGUCAUGUUUUUGUGAUAAGGCUGACAAUGUAUCCGAAGUUCAUCAUUACCGUAUAUGUGUAGAUUGUGUACGUUGACACUGUCAUUGUAUGUGUUGGUAGCUAGAUUACAUGUGUUAAAGACACAACUAUGAUCACAUUUUUUUGCCCCCGGUAGGAUGGCAUAUUGCAGUUGAACUGUCCGUCCGUCUGUCAGUCAGUCUGUCCGCCCGUCCGAAAACUUUAACAUUGGCCAUAACUUUUGCAAUAUUGAAGAUUUGCAAUAUUGAAGAUAGCAACUUGAUAUUUGGCAUGCAUGUGUAUCUCAUGGAGCUUCACAUUUUGAGUGGUGAAAGGGAUAUAAUCAAAAACAAAAAUAUUUAAAUCAAAUCGGCACAUUAUUGUAAAGGGGGUAUUGUUUUUCUGUCAAACACAUCUCUUGUUAAAUCAAACAUGAAAAACUGAAUUCCAUAAUUUGUGGUACUGGGCCAGCAGUAAAAUGCGUUUAAUUAUUAAAAUUGAAACCUUUUUUUCACUGAGUGUUGACAAAAAUACCCUGUUUCAGCUUGUGUGUUUUAUCAUAAUAUUAUAUAUUCCUUUGAAUUGCUGUUUGAUUUAUGACUAUGGGGAUUAAUUUUACAGUGUCGUGUCAUUUUCAUCUCUUGUUCAAAAUUUGUCCCAACUUUCAUGAGUUUUAAACUGAUUAGGUAGGAGUGCUGGGACACAGUCUCCAGGUCCCCAUAGUGAAUUAAGUCUAAGAGCCGUGAAAAUACUUUAGUAACUUUGAAAUGUGCACACAAUGCCAUAAUUCAUUAUAUUUGACAUUCAUUUAGAUAAACUGUUUAACAAUUUAGCCAUUAAAAUGUGGACAUACUUUUAGCCCAAUGUUCAAGGUAUUGGGGUGGAAUUAAACACACUAAAUAAGUAGCUUUGCUGUCUAUGCCAUGUUAUUAUUAACUGAAGAUAAUACCAGUAGUACAUACCAGCAUACUAGGUUCAUGCAACAACUCAUAAUGUUUCCACUUAGAUAGCCGAUACUAGUUUUGUCAUUUAGGUUCGCUGUAUGUGCACUACCCCCCAAUCGUAAUAAACAAUUUUGUCAUAUUGUAUGAUGUCAGUGUUUAGACUGUAGAGGAUAUAUAGAUCUGUUUAUAAUAAACAAUAGAAGCACUCUG
Molecule: messenger RNA, 7939 nt
Organism: Dreissena polymorpha
Lineage: Eukaryota; Metazoa; Mollusca; Bivalvia; Myida; Dreissenidae
Product: high-affinity choline transporter 1-like
Exons: 9
Coding region: 288-2015 (575 amino acids)
Biological process (GO): acetylcholine biosynthetic process; choline transport; transmembrane transport
Cellular component (GO): plasma membrane
Molecular function (GO): choline:sodium symporter activity
Source: RefSeq, a predicted model, not a curated record